Molecule: messenger RNA, 330 nt
Organism: Phytophthora sojae
Lineage: Eukaryota; Oomycota; Peronosporomycetes; Peronosporales; Peronosporaceae
Exons: 2
Coding region: 1-330 (109 amino acids)
Source: RefSeq, a predicted model, not a curated record
AUGAUCAGCGGCGUGGUGCAGUUUGUUACGUCUAACAGCGGUGCCGAGAAGACCUUCCAGCUGUUCGCCAUGCACCAGGAUAAGGAUACCUGCAUCGGAGGUGGCGAAGUGGGCGAGCCCGGCGAAGCGCAGCAGACUGAGGAAAGGAUCAGGGGUGCAGGAGUUUCCUCAAUGGCCGAAGCUCUGGCGCACGCACUAGAGUCUACUGAAGCGAAGGUGCCUAAAGACGUCGAAGCUGCCGACGAGGCCCUAAAGAAGGAGGCGGAGGUGUCGGGGGUGGCGACGGAGCAGCCGACACUGUCAAGACUCACUGUACUAUGGUACAGUUAG